CCAUCAGUCGCGAGACUGCUCGGCACCGAUGUCUGGAUAGUCAUGAAGCCAUCCGCACUGCUCGCGCCGGUGCCCAUCACACUGCUCAGCACACUCUCCAAGGCACCGGUGGCCUCGCUGAGCACUGCACUGCUCACGGGUGCGGUGUCCUGCGCCGUCGCACCGGCAAGCAGGAGGGAGGCGCAAGCGAGAGAUCGGAAGAACAUGAUGCUGGUUGGAUGAUUUGGCGCAAAGAAGCGAUAUGCUCUGUAGUCGCAAUAGUGUCGAAGACUGGAAUGAAUGCGAGUAACAAGAACAAAUACAGCAGAGGGUUAGAAAUGGCCCUGAGUUCAUGCGCACUGGCGCUUUGUGCAGCGAGCGCCUCUCUGCCUCUACGUAGCUUGCUCGACUCUCGUGGCCGUAUCCGGUUUCGCGGACGUGGCUCCUUCCCCCUAGGGUUCAGCUCCACGUCGCUCCACGUCGCUCCACACCAUGAAAGGGCGAGCACAUCCAAUGGAGCGUCGCAGCUGAAGACAGCGACAGAUCGUCCAUGGCACAUGAAACCGGCUGAGAUCGCGUCCCCGCACAAUGUGCUGCCCAACUGAUCAUGCGUUGUUUGCUGCGGGAAGGUGCUCUCUGCUUGCAAUCAGCAUGGUGCGAU
Molecule: messenger RNA, 640 nt
Organism: Paraphaeosphaeria sporulosa
Lineage: Eukaryota; Fungi; Ascomycota; Dothideomycetes; Pleosporales; Didymosphaeriaceae
Exons: 1
Coding region: 318-584 (88 amino acids)
Source: RefSeq, a predicted model, not a curated record